Molecule: messenger RNA, 300 nt
Organism: Iphiclides podalirius (scarce swallowtail)
Lineage: Eukaryota; Metazoa; Arthropoda; Insecta; Lepidoptera; Papilionidae
Source: the annotation of a GenBank genome assembly
AUGGUGCCCUUCUGUACACCUCUCAGUGGUUUUGCUAAAGUUACAUAUAUGUAUGGAAUUAUUAAAGCUGGUAAUGCUGAUGCAGUAUCAUUAACCACAUGGAUAAUUUCUGUUGCAACAAAUAUGUCUCGUCUGUUCACUGUAUAUGUUGAUUCUGCAGAUGUGAAGCUCAUGAUAAACUUCUUGGUGUCAACAUUAUUGAGUACUGGAGUUCUAGUCACAGCUUUAUUGUAUCAAUAUCAAUUGCUACCCAAAUUCCAGUGUGGAAAGUUGUCAAGAAAAUAUCAUAAACAUGAUGAU